Molecule: messenger RNA, 641 nt
Organism: Salvia miltiorrhiza (redroot sage)
Lineage: Eukaryota; Viridiplantae; Streptophyta; Magnoliopsida; Lamiales; Lamiaceae
Exons: 3
Coding region: 17-574 (185 amino acids)
Source: RefSeq, a predicted model, not a curated record
AUUUUUCUUUGAGACAAUGUCAUCGGAGCUGUCACAGUAUGACCAUACUUCAAUAUCGAGAGUAGAUCUUUUUGUAUUCCCUGUGUACGACGGAAUGAAAUUCUAUGCACUAACAUUCGAUGUGAAGAGAGGGCGAAUACUUGUUUUUGAUAGCACGAAUGUGUUAAAGGAAGAUUGUCUCCUUGAAAAAUAUGGCGUUAUUAUCGAUCACCUGGCAAAUGUACUUGGAGAAUACUUGCACCUACAUGGAGAUCCAAUUAAAAAAAUAAAGAUGUUGAAGGCAAAGAAAUUUGUUGUCCAUAUAAAGUGGGGUAACAAAAGUUGCAUGGAAGCCAGCGGUAUAUAUCUCAUGCGCCACAUUGAAACUUAUAUGGGAGAGACACCGUGCAAUUGGGUAUGUGGACUUCCCACAAAUCCAGAAAGGCAUUUGAUUAGGCUUCGUACAAGAUACUGUGCAACUAUGAUUGGAUGGACAAAUAACUACGUCAAGGAUGAUGUAAUGAGGGGUGCAUCUACAUAUUAUCAAAAUUUCUUGUCCGUUCCAGAUGAGAAGAUGGAAAAGAUAUUUGGAUGACUUAUGGUUUGAAUAAUACACUAUGUUGAAACAAAUUUUCUUCCAUCAUAUGAUUACAUAUGAUGUA